AUGAUGACAUCAUCAUCGGUGCAGGAGACUCUGCAGGACCCGACGACAUCUAUGCAGGACACUCUGGCUAUGAAGAUGGAGCGUGUCCAGGUCAAGCUCGAGGCUGGGGAGAAGACGAUCAGCAAGGACCUUGAAAUUCUGAAGCGUGAUGUGCAGGAUAUGAAGCGUGAUGCGAAGGAUAUGAAGCGUGAUGUGAAGGAGAUCCUCCAGAAGAUCGAUGCGGGCAAGUGA
Molecule: messenger RNA, 231 nt
Organism: Monoraphidium neglectum
Lineage: Eukaryota; Viridiplantae; Chlorophyta; Chlorophyceae; Sphaeropleales; Selenastraceae
Exons: 1
Coding region: 1-231 (76 amino acids)
Source: RefSeq, a predicted model, not a curated record